Molecule: messenger RNA, 444 nt
Organism: Nelumbo nucifera (sacred lotus)
Lineage: Eukaryota; Viridiplantae; Streptophyta; Magnoliopsida; Proteales; Nelumbonaceae
Source: RefSeq, a predicted model, not a curated record
AUGCAAUUUUUGGGCAAUGUAUCUCAAUUUCAAGAACCUAAAUCCUAUAAACAAGCUAGUGGUCAGAAGGAAUGGGUUGAUGCAAUGAAUAAGGAGUUGGCUGCUUUAGAACAGAAUGAAACAUGGGAAUUGACUGCAUUACCUGUUGGAAAAAAGGCCAUAGGCUCAAAGUGGGUAUAUAAAGUCAAAUUAACUCCAGAUGGGAGUGUGGAAAGAUGCAAAGCUAGGCUUGUAGCUAAGGGUUAUAAUCAAGUGGAGGGGGUUGACUAUUUUGACAGCUGUUCACCUGUUGCAAAGAUAGUUACUGUCAGAAUUUUUAUGGUGAUUGCAACUGCUAAACAAUGGCCUAUCCAUCAGCUUGACAUCAAUAAUGCCUUUUUACAUGGCUAUAUUAAUGAAGAAGUCUAUAUGACUCCACCAGAACGAUAUACAAAGGCUAAAUAG